Messenger RNA from Oncorhynchus nerka (sockeye salmon), 6830 nucleotides. RefSeq names its product protein tyrosine phosphatase receptor type Z1a (gene ptprz1a). The coding region runs from base 222 to 5687 and encodes 1821 amino acids. Gene Ontology annotation, molecular function: protein tyrosine phosphatase activity; protein binding. The record is from RefSeq and is a predicted model, not a curated record. Gene Ontology annotation, biological process: peptidyl-tyrosine dephosphorylation. The transcript is spliced from 30 exons. Lineage: Eukaryota; Metazoa; Chordata; Actinopteri; Salmoniformes; Salmonidae.
UCAUACACUUUCGCUCCUCGCGCUCACCGUUCAUCUCCGAGUAGGAGACGAACAACCUCACCGGAGAUACCGAAAAGAAAGGAGUGAGGAUACACCGGGACCGGACAACACAACAACUCCCAGCAUGAAACAAAUGUGAAACCGUCACGGGACUAUCUUUCCCAAGAAGCAUACAUUCGAUUUUGUAUUGUCUUCGUCGAGAUUUGUGAGGUUGGUGAAAUAUGGAAACGGCUGUUUCAAGAGGCUUAUUGCUCGCUCAGCUCUUGAUCGUCUGUCAAUUAGCUGAACUGGUGCAAGGAUACGGAUACCGGGCCCAGCGCAAAUUCUCAGAAGACAUCGACUGGUCCUAUGCAGGGACUCUCAACCAAAACAACUGGGCCAAGAAGUACCCAUCAUGUAACAAUGCCAGACAGUCGCCCAUCAACAUCGAGGAGGAGCUGACACAGGUCAAAGUUCAGUUCCAAAAGCUGAAGUUCGAGGGCUGGGAGGAAGCGAUGUCUGAUGGGACCACCAUCAAGAAUGACGGCAAGACAGUGGCGGUGAACCCAGAGGGGGACUUCUAUGUGAGUGGAGGGGGGCUGAGGGGCAGGUUUAAGGUGGGAAGAAUCACCUUCCACUGGGGACGCUGCAACGCCUCCUCAGAGGGCUCCGAACACAGCCUCAACGGGGUGAAGUACCCCCUUGAGAUGCAGAUCUACUGUUAUGAAGCGCAUCGCUUUGAGUCCUUAGACUACGCCAUCAAGGACGGGGGCAGGAUCACAGCUCUCUCUGUGCUGUUUGAGACUAGCAUCGAAGACAAUGACAACUACAUAGCCAUUAUCGAUGGAAUCAACAGUGUCAGCCGAUUCGGUAAGAGUGGGAGGGUGAGUCCCUUCUCUCUCCGGGGCCUCCUGCCCAACUCUACAGAGAAGUACUUCAUCUACAACGGCUCCCUCACCACCCCACCCUGCACUGAGACCGUGGAGUGGAUCGUCUUCAAGAACACUGUGGCCAUCUCCGACACGCAGCUGGAGAUGUUCUGUGAGGUGAUGACCAUGCAGCAGGCGGGCUACGUGAUGCUGAUGGACUACCUGCAGAACAACUACAGGGAGCAGCAGCAGCAGUUCAUGGGCCAGGCCUUCUCCUCCUACACUGGCACAGAGGAGGUCCUCACUCCCAUCUGCAGUUCAGAGCCAGAGAACGUGCAGGCAGACCCCCAUAACCUGACCAGCCUGCUGGUGAUGUGGGAGCGGCCACGGGCGGUGUACGACGCCGGGAUAGAGAAGUACUCAGUUACCUACAAGCUGGCCCAGGGAGAGGACCCUCCGGCCUUUGAGUACCUGACCGACGGAGACCAGGAUGUGGGGGCCAUAUUGCAAGACCUGAUGGCCAACACCAGCUACGUGGUUCAGGUCUUGGCGGUCUGCACCAACGGUCUGUACGGCCGCGUGAGCGAGCAGCUGACUGUCGACAUGCCGAUCGACGACCCCGAGGAGACCCCUGAUCCAGAUUCUACUGGAUUUGCAGAGGAAGAGGACUAUGGACCCCGGGUUGAACCGGGUGAAGACCAGGACAAUGACAUGGACUGGACCACCCCAAGCUCUACGACGACCAGGCCCAAAACAACCACUGGCCUACCAAGCCUCCACUUGCCUGGUAUCAGAACAACCACCCCUUCUGUCCAGAGGAGAACAACCACUCCAGGGUCUCCUUUCAAGACCACUCAGCCCAACCGAUCCCAUACGUCCACGGAGCCGAGUGUAAGGUACCGCACCACGACCAGAGCUCCAGCAGAGGGGGCCGUCUCACCAGGCAGCAGAGGGAGCGGGAGUACCCAGAAGUAUGCCACAACAGCGACCAUGCCGCUGUCUCGCACUGAUGACGUCACCACUUCCUCAACCAGAAAGGAGAAGGGCAGAGGGGUGGCGCACCCCGUGACCGUCCCAAGCGGCAAAGGCAGCGGUGUUCCCAUGGCCAUCCCUCUCCCGGAAAGCUGGACCGUGGCCACUUCUUCCCCCUCCCUUUUUCAGGGGGUACCACCACAGCCUACAAGUCCCAGCAUGCCCUUGUUUUCGUCCACUGCCUCCUCCUUCGGCAGCGUUCUCUCGCAGACCACGCAGCCGGUGUUCAACGGUGAGAUCCUCCCCUCCACCCUUCCUGUGUGUGACACGUCGACCCCUGGUUACCCCGGCUCCGCCCCUAGCAAUGCCCCCACCGCCUGCCUGCAUGCCCCUCCUUCGUCUAGACCUGUGUCGUCUGUGACCCCUCCUGCUCGGGACUCCCCGCAUGCUGCUACAGCACUGUUGUCUAGUGGUGACUCAUUCCUCGCUCCCUCCUCCCUCUCCUCCCCCACCCUGCCUCUCCUCCCUGACCCCUCACACCCCCUGUCUGGUUGGGAGACCGUAGUCUCUCGUGGUGUUGGCGAUGAAGGCGAUGAUGAUAGUGGUGAUGGCGAUGUGUUGUCUGGUUCUUCAUCCAUGGCCUCAGGUGACCCCGCACUAUUUAGUGACACUCCCCCCCUUCAAACUCUCCCUGACUCGCCCGUCGAGCGGGACCUGUCUGAGCUAGCCUCUAGACCGCUCCCUGCAGCCUCUCUCUCCCUGCAGCCUUCUCUUCUCCUCUCUAGUGACUUCUCUCUGUCCGGGGCCACCCCGGGAAUCACUGACUAUGUCUAUGGCAGGCUGGGGGACUCUAGUUAUGCUACGGGCGGUGUAAUAGAGUCUUCUCUGUCGUGGGUUGUUGAUGGUGGUGGAGGGUUCACGGUAGCUAGCAAUGGUGUGGAGUCGUUGUGUAGCUGCUCUCUGGAUGGCACCUCGUCCUCUUCCUGGUUGCAUGCCUCUCCUCACCUCCCCCUGCCCACGUCUGACUGGGGGGCGGCUAGCCUAGCGCUCUACUCCUCCGGUAGCGACUUAGACCAUCUCAUCCAUUCAUCUCUGGCGGGCUCCACCAACCCGUCUGUAGGUCAGCCUCUCUUCUCUUCCUCCUCCUCUCCUCCUGUUCCUCAUCCUCCUCUCUCCGGUUCCCAUGGUGACCUGCACGUUUCUGUUACAGCCACACCGCCCCGCUCCAAGGACCGCUGGGUCUCGGCCCUCCGAACCUCCGCCCCCUCCUCCUCUUCCUCCCGCACGGCCUCCCCCGUCACCCCCACCCUCACCCCUGACCUGCAGACGGUAGACAGUAAUGCGUCUGGCUCGACCCUGUCGGGAGAAGCUCAGGAGGAGCUAGAUGAAGAGUGGGACAGGAUUCAGAGUUCAGCCUCGGCCUCAGCCUCAGGGGAGGGAAUGCUCCCUUACAUCCCCACCGCCCCCCCCUCAUUCACCUCUGAGGUUGCCGCCUCUCCCGAUUCCGACAAUGAUGAACGCUCCUCUGCGUUUUACUUUGAGAGUGAGAGUGGCAGUGCCGUCGCCACGGAGACAGCAACAGUAUCUGCGAUAACUGCGGCGGUGCCCUGGCCGCUAGGUGGGGAGGAGCAGAGUGGCUCGGGACAGGGCGAGAGCCCAUACGACAACGAGAUGUCCUCAGACUUCAGUAUCCCCGAGCGCACAGAGAGAGACUCUGAGGAGGAGGAGCCAAUCGCAGAGGCCAGUAACAGCAGCCAUGAGUCCAGGGUGGGUCUGGCCAGGGAUAAGGAGAGGAGGGCCGUGGUCCCUCUGGCGGUGGUCUCCACCCUCACCUUCGUGGGACUCAUCAUCCUGGUGGGCAUCCUCAUCUACUGGAGAACGUGUUUCCAGACUGCCCAUUUCUACUUAGAGGACAACACAUCGCCCAGAGUCAUAUCUGUUCCACCCACACCAUUGCUUACAGCUACAGAUGAACAUGAAGCCCUUGCGGUGAAGCAGUUUGUCAAGCACGUGACAGAGCUCCACCACACCAACGCAUUCUCCCGGGAGUUUGAGAUAUUGAAAGAGUGUUACGAGGAUGUGCAGGUGUGCACAGUGGACCUGGGUAUCACCGCAGACGGCUCCAACCAUCCAGACAACAAGAACAAGAACCGAUACAUCAAUAUCCUGGCCUAUGACCACAGCCGAGUAAGACUCUCAACCCAGGCUGACAAAGACGGGAAGAGUGGAGAUUACAUUAACGCAAACUACGUUGACGGUUUCAACAAGUCCAGGGCCUACAUCGCGGCCCAGGGCCCUCUCAAGUCCAGCACCGAGGACUUCUGGAGGAUGGUGUGGGAGCAGAACGUGGGCGUCAUCAUCAUGAUUACCAACCUGAUGGAGAAGGGACGGAGGAAGUGUGACCAGUACUGGCCCCUGAAGAGCCAGGAUGAGUACGGUGGUUUCCUGGUGACGGUGAAGAGCAGCAAGGUUCUGGCCCACUACACCGAGAGAACUUUCACCCUCAGGAACACCAAGGUCCAAAAGGGUUCACUGAAGGGGCGGAUUAACGAGCGGACCGUGACACAGUACCACUACACCCAGUGGCCAGACAUGGGCGUGCCUGAGUACACACUCCCCGUGCUCACCUUCGUCCAGAAGUCCUCCAAAGCCAGGACAGAUGACAUGGGGCCUGUCGUAGUGCACUGCAGUGCGGGCGUAGGCAGGACUGGCACCUACAUAGUGUUGGAUAGCAUGCUGAAGCAGAUCAAAGAAGAGGGCACGGUCAACAUCAUGGGUUUCCUCAAACACAUCCGCACACAGAGGAACCACCUGGUACAGACAGAGGAGCAGUAUGUGUUUAUCCACGACGCCCUGGUGGAGGCCAUCUUGGGCAAGGAGACGGAGGUUUCCUCCAGCCUCAUCCACAGCUACGUCAAUGACCUCCUGACCCCAGGGCCCUCCGGCAGGACGCAGCUGGAGAAACAGUUUAAGCUGGUAUCCCAGUCCAAUGCCAAACAGUGUGACUACUCGGCAGCCCUGAAAGAGUGCAACAGAGAGAAGAACAGAAACUCCUCUUUAAUACCCGUUGAAAGGUCAAGGGUGUGUCUGUCCACGGUGGUGGGAGAAACUACAUCAGAUUACAUCAACGCCUCAUACAUUACGGGGUACCGGCAGAGCACUGAGUUCAUCGUGACCCAGAACCCACUGGCCGGCACGGUGACAGACUUCUGGAGGAUGAUCUGGGAUCACAACUCUCAGGUCAUCGUCACACUGCCGGGAACACCAGCAACACUGGGAACACCAAGCCUGGCAGAGGGGGAGGAGCCGUACGUGUACUGGCCCCGCAAGGAGCAGACAAUCAGCUGUGAGGCGUUCACAGUGACCCUGCGGAGCGAGAACCAUGUGUGUCUGGCCAACGAGGAGAUGCUGGUGGUGCAGGACUAUGUCCUGGAGGCUACACAGGAUGACUAUGUUCUGGAGGUGAGGCACUACCGGGCGCCUCGCUGGCCCAACCCAGACAGCCCCAUCAGCAGCACCUUCGAGCUGCUCAGCCUGGUGAGGGAGGAGAGCUCCUCCAAGGAGGGCCCCAUGGUUGUCCAUGACGAGGUUGGCGGUGUGACUGCGGGAACCUUCUGUGCCCUGUCUACUCUGGUGUGCCAACUAGAGUUGGAGAGCUCUGUGGACGUGUACCAGGUGGCCAAGAUGAUCAACCUCAUGAGGCCCGGGACCUUCAAUGAUGUUGAGCAGUACCAGUUCCUGUACAAAGCCAUGCUGAGCCUGGUUGGCACACAGGAGGACGAGAGGACGCUCCAGUCCUCUGACAACAACGGAACGGUCCCAGGGGGCCCUGUCAGCACAGCUGAGAGCCUUGAGUCCCUGGUGUAACCAUGGCAACGGGGCCCCUAACUUGCCAGUAUGGACUCUUGCCUGUCUCACUGUGUUCCGUUUUUAAAGACAGCAGCUUUGCCUUUUUCCCCCUCCUUUUUUUCUCCUCUUCUGUUCUCCGUCGUUGAAUGGCAGUUUCCUGACCGCUGGACAUGACACCGCACGACCCUGUAAUGUGUGCCUUUGUACAUUCAUCUUGUACUUCUAACGGCGUUCAUACAAUUGUAGAUUAACUUUACGAUGUUUUGUCGAUACCGUCAUCAUGAGAUGUUUGCUUAACUAACUGUUUUCCCUAAACUUUCGUAUUUAUUGGCAGUAAGCUAUAAAAAAAGAAGGGAAAAUGCAACUUUUAUGUUAAACAACAUUUUGUUAGCCUAUUUUUUGUAGAGUCAAUGCAUUGAGCAACUCAUUCUUCCGUCUAGACAAUGUAAAUACUAUUUUGUUUGUAGCAACGGUGAGCUUUUGAAAUCAAAAAUGCACAUUGGCAUAAAUAAUAAAUCUAAUAUGUAAAUAAUAUUAUAGCAACCAAGACAAUGGACCAAAUUUCUAUUUAUACUUCUAGAUUUUUAUAUUUUACUACAGUUUUUUUUAGUCAAUUUUCAAUGUAUGGCUGCAUUCUAAUCACUUAGUCAAAGCAUUUUUUUGUAUGUUUUAAUGUUAUAGCUAAUGUUCUGUAUUUUGUAACGGACUAAAUAUGAAGCUUGGGGUACUGACACGUUUUAGCUGUACAUGAAACUUUGCUGGAUGAUUAGACAUAGGAUUAAACAAGUGAAAGAAAACCAAGGAAGGAUCUUUUGGUCUGUCCAUUUUUCUUAAACUACUGUGAAGGUCAAUCUAGACCUGUGGGUGCACAGUACAUUAAAGAUCAACUGUUCCAUAAUUGGUGUAACUUCACAUUGAACUGGAUGCUAGCACUAUACAGCCUGAGGCGUGGGCGGCAUCAUGCCCUCAGGUCAGGUGCAUUGUGAAUAUACAGUAUGUUAUUAGUGCCUCAAUAGAGUUUAUCUGACCCCAUCAAAUUGUUCAGCAGAUGUUUGAAAUAAUUAUUAUGCAUGAUCAUUUCCAAAUGAGGCAGCAGGGCUAAGCCUUAACAAUCAACCCAAGGUAUGAGCUGUUCUCAACAAUAAUGGGAAUCUGUAAUCG